UUGGCGGGCGGCUUCCGGCGGCGUGACCAGUUUGUGCGAGGCCCGUGGUGCCGGAGCUGGAAGGGUCUGCGCUGGUGGCCGGUAUUUCCGAAAUAUUUCCUGAACCCAUCCGUGGAUCCCAGACCCUGGCAAGUUCAUUGUCUGAGAUCUGUUGACAACUUAUUUGUAGUUGUUCAGGAGUUUGAAGACUACGAGUUCAAAAAAACAAAGGAAGAAGUUCUAAAGGAUUUUGAAGACUUGGCUAGAAAACUCCCAUGGUCAGAGCCUUUGAAAGUAUGGAAAAUUAACACCACUUUUAAGAAAAAAAAAACAAAGCGCAAAAAGAUAAAUCAAAAUUCAAGUAAAGGGAAGAUUGAUAAUGGAAAAGAAGACAAAACAGAUGAGGCCGAUGUUAAAAAAGAGUUGCCUGGCAAUGCUUUAGAUUCACAUAUCUUAGAUUAUUAUGAAAAUCCAGCCAUCAAAGAGGAGAUAUCUACAUUGGUAGGUGAUGAUUUGGCAUCUUGCAAAGAUGAGACUGAUGAGAGUGCAAAACAAGAAACUGAGCCUCAAGUGCUAAAAUUUAGAGUCACAUGCAACAGGGCAGGAGAGAAACAUUGCUUUACCUCCAAUGAGGCUGCAAGAGAUUUUGGAGGUGCUAUUCAAGAUUAUUUUCAGUGGAAGGCUGACAUGACCAACUUUGAUGUGGAGGUUCUUUUGAAUAUCCAUGGUAAUGAAAUCAUUGUGGGCAUUGCUUUGACUGAAGAGAGUCUCCACCGAAGAAAUAUCACACAUUUUGGACCUACAACUCUUAGAUCAACUCUUGCCUAUGGGAUGCUCAGGCUCUGUGAUCCUCUGCCUUAUGAUAUAAUAGUCGAUCCAAUGUGUGGAACAGGGGCAAUACCAAUAGAGGGAGCGACUGAAUGGUCUGACUGUUACCAUAUUGCUGGCGAUAAUAAUCCACUGGCUGUAAAUAGAGCAGCAAAUAACAUCUCAUCUUUAUUGACCAAGAGCCAAAAUAAAGAAGGGAAACCAUCGUGGGGUUUGCCCAUAGAUGCUGUUCAAUGGGAUAUCUGCAAUCUGCCCUUAAGAACAGGCUCAGUGGAUAUUAUUGUAACAGAUNAGACCUUCUUUUAUAGGAUGGGCUCCAAGAAGAGAAACUGGAACCUUUAUCCAGCUUGCCUACGGGAGAUGAGCCGUGUCUGCACGCCUGCAACAGGCAGAGCUGUACUUCUUACUCAGGACACGAAGUGCUUUACCAAGGCAUUAUCUGGAAUGCGACAUGUAUGGCGAAAGGUGGAUACAGUCUGGGUGAACAUUGGGGGCCUUCGUGCUGCAGUUUAUGUUCUGGGACGUACACCUCAGCCUUUUGUACAUCCUGUAGAACAAGGAACUCCUUGGUAAUGCAAAGAAUGACGAUGACUAUAGUACUUGACAACACUGGAAACGUGAGCAUGAAAAAACCUGCUUUUUGAGAAAAAUAGUAUUAACGAAAAUGUAGUGUGUACUCUUAAAACCAGUACAAAGCUUCACACUAGUUAGCAAAGGGUGUGAUGGAAUUGAAAAGUCUUAUAAGAAAGCAAAGCUUUUUCUUGAAGCUAUUUAAAAGGGUAGCCAGGCAAUUAGUGUUUUGCUUAAAACACCUUAAAGAUAUAUACUGAAAAGCCUAGAGAAAUGCUGUGGGGUUUGGGUUUAGAACAUCUUAUUUUUGGGCUUCAUAGCCUGUUAUCUAUUGUAGCAAGUUCAAAGCUACCCUAGCCUAAAAGAAAGGCAGAAAACAUAAUUAGAAAACAUGUUAGGCUACAUUUCACGCUUAUCAGCUUUGCUAUUCAGUUGCUCAAGUUCUUUACUUUAAUCUCAAAAAUGAAGCAUUUUACAUUUUAUGAACAGGGUUUGCCCCAUGACAGAAUUUCAUAAACCUACAGCAAAAUUUACCAUUUGCCUUAAGAAUUAAAAUACAUAUCUGGUGUUUAGAUAAGUAUAUACAAUUAAAAUAGUACCAGGAUUUAUCAAAGAGAUUGCGAAGAUAGUUCACUGUUAGUAGUUUUAUGGAACAUUGGUUUUUGUAAAUACCACACACAAUGGUAGAUGAGGUAUGGGACCAACAAGCCAAACUAAAAACUCUUCCUUUCAGUACA
Otolemur garnettii (small-eared galago) is the source of this 2114-nucleotide messenger RNA. RefSeq names its product THUMP domain containing 3 (gene THUMPD3). Gene Ontology annotation, molecular function: tRNA (guanine) methyltransferase activity; RNA binding. The transcript is spliced from 10 exons. The record is from RefSeq and is a predicted model, not a curated record. Lineage: Eukaryota; Metazoa; Chordata; Mammalia; Primates; Galagidae. The annotation marks the transcript as partial. Gene Ontology annotation, biological process: tRNA methylation.